Halteromyces radiatus is the source of this 1563-nucleotide messenger RNA. RefSeq names its product acyl transferase/acyl hydrolase/lysophospholipase. The transcript has 14 exons. Lineage: Eukaryota; Fungi; Mucoromycota; Mucoromycetes; Mucorales; Cunninghamellaceae. Gene Ontology annotation, molecular function: triacylglycerol lipase activity. Gene Ontology annotation, biological process: lipid metabolic process. The record is from RefSeq and is a predicted model, not a curated record. Bases 96 to 1388 code for a protein of 430 amino acids.
AACAACAACCCAAAUCUAAACUAUAUGAUUACAAAGUCAUCACUUCAAGAUUGGAUCAUUUAUGCAAAGCUAGACAAGCCAAUGAUGCUGAUUCUAUGAUCUAUUUAUUACGAGGCAGUCUUUUACGAAACUUUGGAGGUAUCAGUGAUCGAAAACUUUUUACUCAUUCUUAUCUUGGAACAAAACAAACCAUUGAAGAUUAUAUGGAUGAAGUCGUUACUCAAAUUGAAUAUAUUGAAUCUACUCCAGCUUUGGAGCCUCAAUUCAAAAUGAAAUUUUUCACAGAUACACGUCAAGGAUUUGGUCGUUCUGCUUUGGUAUUACAAGGUGCUUCGACUUUUGCUUUAUAUCAUAUAGGCGUUGUCAAGGCGUUGAACGAACAAGGACUCUUACCAAGAAUUAUUAGUAGUACGGCGAUCAGUUCUAUGGUAGCUGCUUUGAUAUGUAUUCAUACCGAUGAAGAAUUACCACGUGUUCUUCAACCUGAUGGAAUCAACUUGUCAGCGUUUUACAAAAAGACAGAUAAGGGCCACUUCAAACGUCGGGUUACUCGUUUACUUAAAUAUGGUUAUUUGAUGGACAUGAAGGUACUACAACGAUGUGUACGGGAAAAUGUUGGUGAUUUGACGUUUGAGGAAGCAUAUGCUCGAAGUAAUCGUGUUUUGAAUAUUUCAGUAUCAUCAAGGAGAACACAAGAAGUACCUCAACAUUUGAAUUAUAUGACAGCUCCGAAUGUGUUGAUUUGGAGUGCUGCUUGCUGUUCAACUGCUUCUGCCGGAUUGUUUUCAGGAUGUGACCUAUUAGCCAAAGAUAAAAAUGGUGAUAUUGUGAAAUGGAAUCCUUCAGAUGUGAAAUGGAAUCCUUGGACGGAAACAACAUCUUCGGAUAGUGAAGCACCAUUGCAACGUUUGUCCGAAUUAUUCAACGUGAAUCACUUUAUUGUAUCUCAAGCUAGCUCUUAUGCCAUUCCAUUUAUUGCUCCAGGUCACAAGAUGCAACGCGAUUCUCUUUGGAAUAAGUUGGUUUAUAUGAUGGCAUCAGAAUUCAGACAUAGACUCUAUCAGCUUGAUCAACUUCAGUUGCUUCCAUAUUCCUUACGUGGUCUUAUUGUACAAAAAAUGUCAGGAAAUGUCAACAUUGUACCAGAAUUGGCAUUAUCGGAUUUCAAUAUGUUAUUUUCAAAUCCAACACAUGAAUCCCUCGCAUAUUGGAUACUACAUGGUGAACGAUCUACAUGGCCAUUGUUAUCAUUGAUUCGGACUCGAUGUAUGAUUGAACUUGCACUUGAUGAAGCCAUUCUUCGGAUGAAAGCUAUGAACAUUGAAAAGGCUCCUAUAUUUGUUGGUACAGUUCGUCCUGAUAAGAAGCGCGCGAGUUCUAUGCAUUGAUCUUUAGACAAAAUGAUAGAAACAUAGUUUGUCCUUUGCAUUUUUUUUUGUAAGCAUAAUCACAUUUUACUUGAUUUAGACGGAAUCCUUUUUGAACCAACAAUGUAAAAUAAAUACUUUAUUUUGACAACAAAAACCAACAAUUGUUAUUUCAUUUUUUUUUUUUAUUUGAUAC